CUUAGCGGAGGACACUUUGUUCAGCUAGGUUCACAUCACAAGAGGCUCUACAGUUUAUAUCAACCACAGCACUGGAUUUUCAGGAAGGAAACAGUGCUUAGGGCCUCAGUAUAGCACAGGCCAUUGUAGUAAAAAGCUGACAGCAUGUAUAAUUGUAUUUAUGGACCUGUUGCCUUUCCCAUGAAUUUCCAUUUGACGCUUUUAUGUUUAUCAGUUAUACUGUCACUUUGUGUAAAGUGUUACUGCACAGAUGAAGAAACUGAAUCAUCAGGUGAUCAGGCAAGUCGCUUCAUACUCACGUGGCAGAUCUCAAUGAGGAAAGCAAAGAUGAAAGAGAAAGCAACUGUGCAAUAUUCUAAUCCAUCUCAAAGGCUCAUCACUCAUCAGCUCCUUUAUUGCCGUGUUGGGAUUGGAUUCCACCUACAGAUUCUGACAAAUGGAAGUGUGUCAGGAGUGCACGAGCCAUCUGAGUACAGCACAUUGAGAGUGUUUGCUAUGAGGCCUGGUGUUGUGGGUAUCUGUGGUGUCAAGAGUGAGCUAUAUUUGUGCAUGGAUGAGGAAGGAAUUGCACGUGGAAUGAAGCAGUUCUCAAUCGAGUGUCUAUUUAAAGAGUGGAUGGAGGAAAAUCACUACAACACCUACUCCUCUCUGGCCCACCCAGUAUUUUAUCUGGCUCUUUCACAGCAAGGUCAGCUGAGGAGGGGCAACAGAUUGACCCGACACCAGGCCCGCACACACUUCCUACCUCGCCAACCCCUAUCUCACUAA
This is a messenger RNA of Xyrauchen texanus (razorback sucker), 768 nucleotides long. It is a transcript of the gene fgf9, whose product is annotated as fibroblast growth factor 9. The transcript has 4 exons. Gene Ontology annotation, molecular function: growth factor activity; fibroblast growth factor receptor binding. NCBI's taxonomy places the organism in Eukaryota, Metazoa, Chordata, Actinopteri, Cypriniformes, Catostomidae. The record is from RefSeq and is a predicted model, not a curated record. Gene Ontology annotation, cellular component: cytoplasm. Gene Ontology annotation, biological process: fibroblast growth factor receptor signaling pathway; positive regulation of cell population proliferation; regulation of cell migration. Bases 145 to 768 code for a protein of 207 amino acids.